This is a messenger RNA of Anguilla anguilla (European eel), 3325 nucleotides long. It is a transcript of the gene hsd17b12a, whose product is annotated as hydroxysteroid (17-beta) dehydrogenase 12a. Gene Ontology annotation, molecular function: oxidoreductase activity. The record is from RefSeq and is a predicted model, not a curated record. Gene Ontology annotation, cellular component: endoplasmic reticulum. Lineage: Eukaryota; Metazoa; Chordata; Actinopteri; Anguilliformes; Anguillidae. The coding region runs from base 942 to 1754 and encodes 270 amino acids. The transcript has 18 exons.
CAUGCUACUGAGGCUAAGAAUGAAUCGGGGGCAGCACGAUGUUGCACAUUACAAUUUAUCUCUUGCUCUUCUGUGUGUAAUUUAACUUAAAAUGAAAUGAAUAAAAGAAAUGUGUGUUUCCUCGUUACAGCGAGGGUUCCCCCACUCCGGGCCCGGCCUGCCGAUGUGCACGAGGGACCUUCAUUUGACUCGCGCUCGUGGGGCGCUCAACGGACGGACCACUCGGUGAAUCGAAUGGAAUGUCACAGUGGCACCGGAGUCGCACCACGGACUGUCCGCCCUACUGCAGCGCACGAGCCUCCUGACGCUCUUCGCCCGCCGUCUUUGUGACGACAGUUUCUAGGUUUGGUUUAACUCUCCACCACCCCCGUCUCCCUCUCCCUCUCUCUCUCUCUCUCUCUCUCUCUCUCUCUCUCUCUCUAGUUUUGGUUUCCCUCUCCAACCCCCCCACCCCCUCCACCCUCGUCUCUCUCUCUUAUUGUCUCCAGGUGACCUGACUGGGCAGGUAAAGGUGGUGCCGUUGAUCUUGAAGACACACUGACUGCAGCCCCCGCCCAGCCCCGCUCCUUUCAGUGCAGGAACCAGCUCCUACGCGGCGUCUCUCCUGUCCCGUGCUUCUGCUGAAUGGGCCCGGACGGCAGGCAGAGUCCCCCACAGGAUGAUGGAGGGGAGCGUGCAGUUUGGCCCCCUGUGGCACUCUGGCCAUAACUUUAAAGAUACGGAAGAUCGACCCCGCAGAGGAGGGAGGUGUACCUGGCUGCAGCGGGGGCGUCGUCGGCUGGUAGACCAUCUCGUCCAGGUAGAUCAUCUCUUAAACCGUCUCGUCCAGAUGGAUCAGUUCUGAUUCGGGGGCCUGUCUGUGUACAGCAUGAUGUCAAUCAAAAAUAAGUGGACAGAAAGAUGGUGUGUGCUAGUCUAAAUGCCGACCCCUCUCCUCGGAGAUGAUUCUUCUUGUGAAAAGUUUCCAAAAAGUUGUGACGGGGGCGACGGACGGCAUUGGGAAAGCCUACGCGGAAGAGCUCGCUCGCCGGGGAUUUGCCGUGAUGCUGAUCAGUCGGUCUCAGGAGAAGCUGGACGAUGUGGCCAAGUCCCUCGAGAGCAGAUUCAACGUGGAGACCAAGACCAUCGCCGUGGACUUCAGCGCCACAGACAUCUACCCCAAGAUUGAGGCGGGCCUGGCGGGCCUGGAGGUUGGGGUGCUGGUCAACAACGUUGGGAUUUCGUACACGUACCCGGAGUUCUUCCUCAACAUCCCUGAUGUGGACAAUUUUAUCAACACCAUGAUCAAUGUCAACAUCACUUCAGUUUGCCAGAUGACCCGUCUGGUGCUGCCCCGGAUGGUGGAGAGGUCUAUGGGCGUGGUCCUCAACAUCUCUUCUGCCAGUGGAAUGUACCCAGUUCCCCUGCUGACCAUCUACUCCUCCACCAAGGCUUUUGUGGACUUCUUUUCCCGCGGACUUAACGCUGAGUACAAGAGCAAAGGAAUCAUCAUUCAGAGUGUCCUGCCUUUCUUUGUGGCCACCAAGAUGACUAAGAUCAGGAAGCCCACCCUGGACAAGCCCACCCCCGAGCGCUACGUCGCUGCCGAGCUCACCACCGUGGGGCUGGAGAGCCAGACCAACGGGUACUUUCCCCACGCCGUCAUGGGCUGGAUCACCGCCGUUCUGGCCCCCAACAGAGUGGUGCUCUACUUCGGCAUGAAGAUGGGCACGGCUCAGCGCGCUGGCUACCUGAGGAGGAGGAAGCAGCGCUAAGGACCGUCAUCCCUCCAGGAGGAACGGGGGCGACCAGGGGGAGGGAGUGAGGGGGGGAGGGAGAGCGAGGGAGCGAGGGAGGGAGGGAUGGAGAGCAAGGGAAAGGAGAGAUGAACUUGUAGCUCCACCUGCUCCUUUACUUUGACUACCAAGGACCAAAGGCAGUGGUGUCAGAGCUGUUUGGCUAAAUCUGUCUACUUGAGGUGUGUGUGUGUGCGCGCGUCCGUCCGUCCGUGUGUGUGUGUGUGUGUGUGAAUUUGCUGGGUAUGGUAGUGGGCAGAGGAGCAGGUUUUUUUUUUUUUUGUUUCGUUUUGGUGGGUAGUGUUCACCCUGGGGGGGGGGGGGGGAGGGGGUGGUUGGUCCUAUGAAAUGAGGACCAUGCCCAGUCAAUGACCAAUCAGAAAUCAGAAUGGUCAUAAACUGGCAGGGUAACCGUCUAGGGCAUCUACGAACUAUGAAUAAUUGCAACUAAUUUCUCCUUGGCUUGAAUUUCCCGCUUUAUAUACUGAAGAUGCUUGCAUACAACUUAUCCAGUGGUGAGCUUGUCUGAUAAUGGUGGCACAGCGUGGAGGGCAAAGCUUGGGUGCUUGCGGGAGGGUUCUUUUAUUAAAUGUAUUAUGGGUGAGCCUUUCUGACAGCAUGUUGGUCUGAUCCAGAGCGAGAACUAAAUUUUGCACAAUUACAAGAGUCUCACAAAUGAAUGCUAAACUCAAUCACUGCUACCGAAAAAAGGCUGGUUUGUAUUUUUUUUUUUUUUUUUACGUGCAUCUAAAAUAUUUGUGUGUAUGCGUGUGUGUAAAAUAAUGAACUGCUAAGGGGGUUGACUGGCAAACGCACAACACACUGAUAUCGGUCUCCAGUCUCCUGCCCCUGUUUCAUCUGCCGCUCCAAAGAUUGACUGGUGUGCUUGACGGGGGUUUUUGGUACUAAUGCCAGAGAUUCUUUACUCUUUCCUCGCAAUUUAAACUCACGGUCAUUUAAAAUCAUGUCGUACAUUAUGCAUAUAUUGGGGGUGUUGGUCUUGUUAAAUGAAUAGAGAUUCUGGUACAGAUGUAUUUGAUCUUGUACUACUUUGGGUUUUAUUUAUUAAAAUAAAUUUUUCUGAACGUGCGUUUGAGCCCUUGAGUUGAAACCUCGAAGGCCUUUAGCUGCUCGGUAUCUGGGGCUCAACAGCCCCUCACAAACUCGUCUUCCUUACCUGUGGGGUGGGGGGGGGGGGGGUUACUUUUUUAAAGCUGAACCGUGAGAGCUCCCCGCAGAUCCCGAAACCCCUGCAGAAGCCGGCCGGGGGGCGGUUCGGCGCCCCGUUCCUUGUACCAGAUCUCUAAAUGUGUUUAUCGGACCGGCGUCCCAGCGUCCCAGCACGGGGGUGGCCUGCGAACCCGUCCCUCCCGCCGCAGUGCAUGAUGGGCGCUCUGCGCGAGCGCCUCGGAAGGUCUGAGGGACCGGCGUUCGAACGUUCCCGAUCUCGGGAUGCCUUCGGGUCCCGUGUCCUGGCUGAGGUCGACCCACCUGUGUGACAAAACUGGCACUCCUUUUGAAAUGGUUAAUAAAGUUAUAUUCAGGAAAAA